This is a messenger RNA of Pipistrellus nathusii (Nathusius's pipistrelle), 1185 nucleotides long. The record is from the annotation of a GenBank genome assembly. NCBI's taxonomy places the organism in Eukaryota, Metazoa, Chordata, Mammalia, Chiroptera, Vespertilionidae.
AUGGUUGACAUGGGCAAGAUUCUCCACUCCACCAGGGGCAAGAAGAAGAGGCAGGAAGUGAGGCACUUGUGUGAGCAGCACAACCAGCCCCUGACCCUCUUCUGUGAGGAGGACCUAGAGCUGUUGUGUGCCCUGUGCACUCAGCCUCCUGACCACCAGGGCCACCAGGUGAGGCCCAUUGAGGAGGCUGCCUCUCAUCACAGACUAAAGGUCUCCAGUUACAUUGAGCCCCUGAGGAAGCAGAUAGCAGACCUUCAGAAAUUAAUAAGCAUUGAAAGGAAAAAAACCUUAGAACUGAGAGAGAAUGUGGGAACCAAAAGGCUGCAAUUUCUCUCUGCAUGUGAGCAAUUCAGGCAGAUUAUACAACGGGAUCAAGAAGAAUUUCUUUCAAAAUUAUCUGAUGAAGAAAAGACUAUUGAAAAGAAAAUCAGUGCUAAUAUAAUCAAAAUUUCAAAGAACAUUUCCACAUUCCAAGGCCUGCUAAGUCAGAUACCAGAGUACACGAUGCUGACAGAUGUGGAAUUGCUGUUACAAAUGAAAAGUUUCUACAAGAACUCUGAGGUGGCCUUCCCAUCAACGUUCUCAGCCGAGAUACACACCAAAGGCUGUAGUUUUCCUUUAGAGUAUUCUGCCUUAAAGAAAAUUAUAAAAACAUUUAGAGCUGAUAUUAUUCUAGACCCUGAAACAGCACACCCUAACCUGAUUGUCUCUGAGGAUAAAAAAUGUGUGCAAUAUACAAAGAGAAGGCAAGAUGUUACGAUUUUUCCAAAAAGGUUUACAUUCAUCACAGCUGUCCUGGGGUUUCCAUCCUUUCAUUCUGGCAGGCAUUUCUGGGAGGUAGAAGUGGGAGACAAACCCAUUUGGGAGAUAGGGGUUUGCAAAGAUUCUCUGCCCACCGAGUCAAAGGAGAGCCUGUCGGCCCAUCAGGGAUGCUGGCAGAUAAGGCGGCUGGAGAAUGUCUAUGAUGCCCCAGGAGCUGACACCAUCCUUCUCUUGUCUGAAGUGAAGCCCACAGACAUCGGCAUUUUCCUGGACUAUGAUAUGGGGCAGAUCUCAUUUUAUAACAUGACUGACAAAUCACACAUCUAUACUUUCACUGAGGAUUUUAAUCAACAACCUCUUAGGCCUUAUUUCUAUGUAGGACCUGACUCAAAACCCCUUAGGAUUUCUAUAGGAACUGACUGA